ACAUUAUUGUCAUAACAUAAAAUGCAAAGCACCCAUCUUUCCAUCCCUGGCCCAAAAAUCUCAGUAUAAAAUCCCAGCUCUGGUUUUCAUCCUUCCUGUUUCUAUUUUCCUUCUUAUCACCCAACUAUGGCCAGAAAAUUCUUUGUUGGCGGAAAUUGGAAAUGCAAUGGAACAACUGAGGAAGUGAAGAAAAUUGUCACCACCUUGAACGAAGCUGAGGUCCCUUCUCAUGAUGUUGUGGAGGUGGUUGUGAGCCCUCCGUUUGUAUUUAUUCCACCGGUAAAAGAUUUACUGAGACCCGACUUCCAGGUUGCAGCACAAAACUGUUGGGUUCGCAAAGGUGGUGCUUUUACUGGAGAGGUUAGUGCUGAGAUGCUAGUGAAUUUAUCUGUUCCAUGGGUCAUUCUCGGACAUUCCGAACGAAGAUCUCUUUUAAAUGAGUCAAAUGAGUUUGUUGGGGAUAAAGUAGCAUAUGCACUUUCUCAAGGUUUAAAAGUGAUCGCUUGUAUUGGUGAGACACUUGAGCAGAGAGAAUCAGGAUCUACAAUGGCUGUUGUUGCUGCACAAACAAAAGCAAUUGCAGAAAAAGUAACCAAUUGGACUAAUGUUGUUUUGGCUUAUGAGCCAGUUUGGGCCAUUGGUACUGGAAAGGUUGCAACACCUGCUCAGGCUCAAGAGGUCCAUUUGGAAUUGAGGAAAUGGUUGCACGACAAUGUUUGUGCUGAAGUUGCGGCAUCAACAAGAAUUAUCUACGGAGGUUCUGUAAAUGGUGCAAACUGCAAAGAGUUGGCCGCAAAACCAGAUGUUGAUGGAUUUUUGGUUGGUGGAGCUUCUCUGAAGCCGGAAUUCAUUGACAUAAUCAAGUCUGCCACUGUCAAGAAAGAGUGACCGAGGGCCACAGCCAUCGUUGUUAGCUGUUCUUCUGUCCCUGGAACAGUCAUUAGCCCAUGCUUGCCCAAGUAUAAUAAGCCAAUCCUCCGUUAUUGGAUUUUAUCCUGAACUCUAAAGGAUUUAUGACCCAUGUAGUUUUGAGGCUGUUUUAUUUUUAUGGCGGUUGCUUAUUUAUAUUUUAUUUUGAAAUUAAUGAUGCUUUAAAUUCUCUCA
Molecule: messenger RNA, 1104 nt
Organism: Hevea brasiliensis (rubber tree)
Lineage: Eukaryota; Viridiplantae; Streptophyta; Magnoliopsida; Malpighiales; Euphorbiaceae
Product: triosephosphate isomerase, cytosolic
Exons: 9
Coding region: 127-888 (253 amino acids)
Biological process (GO): glyceraldehyde-3-phosphate biosynthetic process; glycolytic process; gluconeogenesis
Cellular component (GO): cytosol
Molecular function (GO): triose-phosphate isomerase activity
Source: RefSeq, a predicted model, not a curated record